AAUACAAUAUGUAUAUAUAAAUGCAUAAUAUAUAUCUGUCUAUUUUAUGCCCCCGUCUGGUCGGCAACGAACCUUCAGGUUAUCUAUUAUUGCAAUGAUUAAUGUGAUGAAUUAUGUGAAGAAACCAAUGAAUGAAAUGGAAAAAAGUUUGGAUUCACAGUUGUGGCAUGCUUGUGCUGGUGGUAUGGUGCAAAUGCCCCCAAUCAAUUCCAAAAUUUUGUACUUCCCUCAAGGCCAUGCUGAGCACUCGGGAUCCAGAACUGUCAAUUUUGGCAGACGGAUCCCGCCCUACAUUCUGUGUCAGGUAUCCGCCAUUAAGUUCAUGGCGGAUACUGACACAGACGAAGUUUAUGCUAAGAUUGGACUUUGCCCCAUAACAAACCAAAACGAUUGUGAUAAUUAUGAAAACGAAGAUGACGCGUUUCUAGGGUUUGAUUAUAAGACGAACGAAAACAAAGAGAAACCCUCUUCGUUUGCCAAAACAUUGACUCAAUCCGACGCCAACAAUGGUGGCGGCUUUUCGGUUCCAAGGUACUGCGCGGAAACUAUUUUUCCGCGCCUGGACUACGCAGCUGAGCCACCGGUCCAAACUAUCCUGGUGAAGGAUGUUCAUGGCCAAAUGUGGAAGUUUCGGCAUAUAUAUAGAGGAACUCCAAGAAGACAUCUUUUGACCACAGGAUGGAGCAACUUUGUGAACCAUAAAAAGCUAGUAGCUGGUGAUUCCAUUGUGUUCUUAAGAGCCGAUAAUGGCGAUCUAUGUGUAGGAAUUCGGAGAGCCAAAAGAGGAAUUGGUGGUGGGUUUCUUGAAGUUCCUAAUAAUGCUUCAUCACUAUAUGGAACUGGGUUUUCAAGAUUUCCCCUAGAGAAUGAGAAUUCGAAGGGUAAAUCGAGUGUAGAGUCUGUGAUUGAAGCUGCAAAUCGUGCGGCUAAUGGGCAGGCGUUUGAGGUUGUUUACUACCCGCGAGCAAGUACUCCGGAAUUUUGUGUCAAAGCUUCUACUGUGAAAGCUGCAAUGAGAAUCCAAUGGUGUCCUGGAAUGAGGUUUAAGAUGGCUUUCGAGACAGAGGAUUCGUCGAGAAUUAGUUGGUUUAUGGGCACGAUUUCGUUGGUUCAAGUUGUUGAUCAAAUCCAAUGGCCUAAUUCGCCUUGGCGACUUCUUCAGGUUGCUUGGGACGAGCCCGAAUUGUUACAAAAUGUGAAACGGGUCAAUCCGUGGUUAGUUGAAUUAGUGGCAAGUAUGCCCGCGAUUCAUUUAAGCCCAUUUUCACCUCCAAGAAAGAAGCUUCGGUUUCCUCAACAACCCGAUUUUCCCCUGCUGCCAAGCAUUCAGGGAGCCAGGCAUAGUUCACAAUUUGGGCUGGACCAUCAUCUUCAUCAUCUCCAGUUUAACCAAAUGAAACCGUUUUCAAACCGAAUAAUGAACCAUGACUCAUUGAUGAACCGGUUCCCAUUUCAAGAACGCGACGGAAACAUUUCUUGCUUGUUAACAAUGGGAAACCAUAACAACCCAAAGACGCAUCCAAAGAAGAAAGAGCAGGAAGAAGAAAAAGAUAACAAAAAACCAAUGUUUGUUUUGUUCGGUCAACCUAUCUUGACCGAACAACAACUAUCCGAAAGUGUUUCUGGUGACACGGAUGGUUCCGUGGUACUUCAAAAUGGUUCGGGCAGAAGUUCCUCUGAGGAAGAUGGUCCAUGGGUUGAGACGGGCCAUUGUAAGAUAUUUAUGGAGUCAGAGGAUGUGGGUCGGACCCUUGACCUCUCCGCUUUGGGCUCGUAUGAAGAAUUGUACAUAGAACUUUCAGGCAUGUUUGGGUUGGAUAAAUCAGAUGCAUUAAGCAACUUGAUUUAUCAAAACAUGGAUGGAGCUAUAAAACACAUUGGAGAUGAAACCUUUAGUGAGUUCUCGAAGGUGGCACGAAGGUUGACGAUUUUGAACGAUUCGAGUAGUGGCAACAUAGUUUGUUAGCAAACAAUCGAUAUGUUUACAAAAACAUGUACAGUCCAAGUUAUUAGUUUGUUUAAUUUCUUCGUGUUACUUAUUACUUUUUUUUUUUUUUUGGGUUAUAGGAGUUAUGGGGAAAUCCCCUUUCUACCUAUGUUAAGACAUUUUAGCAUAUAGGAAUCAUUGUAAUGUUUUUGAUGUUUUCUUUUCUUGAUUCUUAAUUAAAGUUGGCUGUUGCUCAUUCAA
Molecule: messenger RNA, 2188 nt
Organism: Erigeron canadensis
Lineage: Eukaryota; Viridiplantae; Streptophyta; Magnoliopsida; Asterales; Asteraceae
Product: auxin response factor 18-like
Exons: 5
Coding region: 47-1966 (639 amino acids)
Biological process (GO): response to hormone; regulation of DNA-templated transcription
Cellular component (GO): nucleus
Molecular function (GO): protein binding; DNA binding
Source: RefSeq, a predicted model, not a curated record